Molecule: messenger RNA, 2212 nt
Organism: Neoarius graeffei (lesser salmon catfish)
Lineage: Eukaryota; Metazoa; Chordata; Actinopteri; Siluriformes; Ariidae
Gene: rragcb
Product: Ras-related GTP binding Cb
Exons: 7
Coding region: 66-1289 (407 amino acids)
Biological process (GO): cellular response to starvation; positive regulation of TOR signaling; cellular response to amino acid stimulus
Cellular component (GO): Gtr1-Gtr2 GTPase complex; nucleus; lysosome
Molecular function (GO): GTP binding; GTPase activity
Source: RefSeq, a predicted model, not a curated record
GGGUGCAGGCAUGUAGCGGCGGAGAGAGGAGAGAAGCGGAGCGGAGCGCAGUGUGCAGAGGGAGGAUGUCUGUGCAGUUCGGGGCUGAGAGCGCAGCGAGCUCGGGGUUAGAUCUUCAUGCUCUCCACAGAGAGGAGCUGGGGAAGCAGGCUCUGGGGUACGGGGUGGAGGAGGAGCAGGAGGAGCCGGGGAGGGAAACCCAGCACAGGGAUAAACCCAGAAUCCUCCUGAUGGGACUCAGGCGCAGCGGAAAGUCCUCCAUCCAGAAGGUGGUCUUCCACAAGAUGUCCCCUAACGAGACGCUGUUCCUGGAGAGCACGAGUAAGAUCUUCAAAGACGACAUCAGCAGCAACUCCUUUGUGAACUUUCAGAUCUGGGAUUUCCCGGGGCAGGUGGACUUCUUCGACUCUACGUUUGAGUACGAGUUGGUUUUCAGAGGCACCGGAGCGCUUGUCUUCGUCAUCGACGCACAGGACGAUUACAUGGAGGCUCUGAGACGGCUGCACCUCACCGUGUCCCGCGCCUACAGACUCAACCCCUACAUCAACUUCGAGGUGUUCGUGCACAAGGUGGACUGUCUCUCAGACGACCACAAGAUCGAGGCGCAGAGGGACAUCCACCAGCGAGCCGACGACAACCUGGCAGACGCCGGCCUCGACAGACUGCACCUCAGCUUUUACUUGACCAGCAUCUACGACCACUCGAUAUUUGAAGCGUUCAGUAAAGUGGUGCAGAAGCUCAUCCCUCAGCUGCCCGCACUGGAGAACCUCCUCAACCUCUUCAUAUCGAACUCUGGGAUCGAGAAGGCGUUUCUGUUUGACGUGCUCAGUAAGAUCUACGUGGCCACAGACAGCUCUCCCGUGGACAUGCAGUCGUACGAGCUGUGCUGCGACAUGAUUGAUGUGGUCAUGGACAUCUCCUACAUUUACGGGAUGAAGGAGGACGGCAGUGGUUCGGUAUAUGAUAAAGACUCUCUGGCCAUCAUUAAGCUGAACAACACCACUGUGCUCUACCUGAAGGAGGUCACCAAGUUCCUGGCACUGGUGUGUAUCCUGAGAGAGGAGAGCUUUGAGAAGAAAGGUCUGAUAGACUAUAAUUUCCACUGUCUGAGGAAGGCCAUUCACGAGGUGUUCGAGGUGAGGGUCGUCCAGAGGAGGGGCUCGGACCAUCUGCUCGACUCUCCUGGCGGCAGCAGCGGCGGCGCUGAAGCUUCGAUGUUCCACAGCACCACAGAAGCCUGGGGUGGCUUCACAGGGCGGGGCCUUCCUCAGGAGAGGCGGGGCUUCUAAACUGAGGCUGUGGGUGUGUCAGGGACUGGGAGCAGGGUUCAAGGGUGAACUCUGUAUAUGCACUGCUGCGUUUAACCGUGUGUGUGUGUACCGGGAUGUCUGUGAUUGGCUGAAACAUUCACAUCAGUCUUAAAGGAGAACUUUACCACGAUUGGAGUCAGUCCGCGUUUACACUGGAGCUUCGAGACGAAGGUAGCGAACAGUGAAGGGUUAAACGUUAUGCACCGUACACCAAGCGGGAAUACUUGUGGCGUGUUUUUUGAGAACCUUUUAAGAUGAACGGUUCCACUUGAACGCGCAGUGGAUGACCCGUCACGUUUACGGUUAACGAGCGUUUUUACACCACGCGGUAACCGUAACCUUUCACGCUCGCUUCGUCCAAUACCCAUGUGGGGUGUGAGGUGCGUUUCUGGACUCGCUGCUAAUCCGUUUACCCCAGCCAGACACGGGAACGACCAUUUCCUUUAAUAGACGUUUUCCGAAACGGAUCACGAUAUGAACAUACCUCUCUUCUCUCCGUUUUGCACCCUCAAGCUGAGAAACUUCUGGAAAUAUUUCUAUCCUGCAUCUGAGUUAAUGAGUGUUUGUUUUGUUUAAUAGAUUCACUUCACUUGCUGCUUGUUCAUUUUUUUUUUUCCGAUGAUGGCAGAAAUAUUUCCGGAAAUUUCUCUGUUUAAAAGUGUAGAUCGGGAGACAACGCUACAUUUCCGGUUUUCGUUUAUUAUUAGUGUUGCGUAAGUGUUUUUUAUUUAAAAUGAUUUGAUUAAAGCCUUGUUUACAUGUGCAGGUGUGUAUGAAAUAUCGCAAUAUUGUUGCACGAUAUAUCGUGCAGCCCUGCACUCUGGGUGAAACGCUGGAAACUUUAUAACGGACCAAUAUCGCACAUGUAGCACGUCUGCAGUUUAGUUUGGUGUCUGAUUUUC